AUGUUCUCUUGUCAAUAUUUAAUCAAUAUACCAAUUACUUUAAUUCUAUUACUGACAAUUAAUCAACCGACAAUAAUUCUAUCUACAGGACAAUUAGAAUAUCGUAUACAAAAUGGUUUUCCAGUGAAAAUAGGUGAAUUUCCAAUGAUUGUAUUAUUGUUGGGUAGAAAGCAUCGAUGUACAGGAACAAUUAUAUCAAAGGAUAAAAUAUUGACAGCUGGACAUUGCGCAUGCGGUGAUCCAACUUAUAAAGUCUACGCAAAUGUAACAGAUCUCAACGGUCGACAUUCAAGUUACGCACAACAUCGUGAAGCUGAUAGGGUUGCCUAUCCACUAGCAUAUAGAAAUCAGUGUCAUGCUAUAAAUCUCGGUUUAACAGAAAAUCAAGAUCGACUUGGUGGUUCUCCGGAUAUUUCAAUUUUUAUUGUAGACCAGCCAUUUAGUCUAGAGAAGGGGUAUGUGGAAAUAGGCAGUCUAGGAUAUGAAAAGCCAGCUUUCUCAGGAGAGAAAAAUACUACUGAUGUGGUCAUUUUAGGAUAUGGUGAAGAUGGAGAAAACGAUAGAACUGGUCAACUUCGCUUUGGUAUUAUCAAACUUUCUGAAUGUCCAACAAAUAUAAAUAUACCAACAGAAGGUGCACUUUGCGCUAAUAUAAAUUCAAAUGAACAAGGACCAGAUGUUGGUGACAGUGGAGGACCAAUAUUCAAUGAAGACGGACAGGUUAUCGGAAUUACUUCAAUAGCUGGAAAUGGUUGGUUUGUAUUUUCUAGUGUUGCUACACACAAAAAAUUUAUUAAAAAAGUGAUUAAUGAUAAUUUCUAA
Molecule: messenger RNA, 822 nt
Organism: Trichobilharzia szidati
Lineage: Eukaryota; Metazoa; Platyhelminthes; Trematoda; Strigeidida; Schistosomatidae
Source: the annotation of a GenBank genome assembly